Messenger RNA from Cucurbita pepo subsp. pepo (vegetable marrow), 1081 nucleotides. Its product is annotated as syntaxin-51. Gene Ontology annotation, biological process: vesicle fusion; intracellular protein transport. Gene Ontology annotation, cellular component: SNARE complex; endomembrane system. Gene Ontology annotation, molecular function: SNAP receptor activity; SNARE binding. The record is from RefSeq and is a predicted model, not a curated record. NCBI's taxonomy places the organism in Eukaryota, Viridiplantae, Streptophyta, Magnoliopsida, Cucurbitales, Cucurbitaceae.
GAGACCCACAGCAGUGUCCAAUAAUCUCGAGGAACGCUUUUCUUUCUUUAUAUUUUUUCAUUUUCUUCUUGAUUUUCUCCCUUCAGGAAUUUUCAAACCAAUUUGCGCAGAUCCAAAUUCCGACGUUCUGAUUCCUGAUUCCAAUUGAUCGACGAAUGUUGGUCGCCGGCGGUGGCGGAUUUGUACCAUCCUUCAUAGCUAUUCUAUAAAUUCCCCAGCCGAUCUGCCAUUGCCGCCGGUUGAAUUCUCAUUUUUCGAUCGUCAAUUCUGAUUUCCAAACGGCCAAUGGCGUAUACUUUGGAAUCAUGGGCGAAGGAAUACAAUGAAGCCAUGAAACUCUCUGAAGAUAUCAAUGGCAUGAUUUCUGGGAGAAGUUCUGCUUCUGGACCAGAAGCUCAGCGUCAUGCCUCAGCUAUACGCAGGAAGAUCACAAUAUUGGGUACCAGACUUGAUACCUUGCAGACUCAGUUACCCAAGCUUCAAGGAAAGCAACCAAUACCGGAGAAAGAGAUGAAUCGACGCAGGGAUAUGAUAGCGAAUUUGAGAUCGAAAGCUAACCAGAUGGCUUCAACUUUGAACAUGUCUAACUUUGCUAACCGAGAUAGCUUACUUGGUCCAGAAAUAAAGCCAGCAGAGAAUAGGACGGAAGGCUUAGACAACCGAGGCCUACUCGGUUUUCAACGACAAGUUAUGAGAGAGCAAGAUGAAGGCCUCGAGAAACUGGAAGGGACUAUAAUGAGCACAAAACAUAUUGCAUUGGCUGUCAAUGAAGAACUUAGCCUUCACACGAGACUUAUCGAUGAUUUGGAUGAACAUGUCGAUGUUACAGAUUCCCGAUUACGGAGAGUGCAGAAGAGGCUGGCAAUAAUGAACAAGCGGACCAAGGGUGGAUGCACUUGCAUGUCAAUGAUUUCAUCAAUUGUUGGAAUUGUCGUUCUCAUCACUCUCAUAUGGCUACUCAUCAAGUAUUUGUAAAUUCACUGUCUUGGUAUGAAUUUACUAGAACAUAAACUUUUGGUGUAAGAUUCUGAUAUCUGUUGAUUUUCUUAGUGAAUUUGUGUGUUUUUUUCUUCAUCUUUCA